CUGAGAAUAAUUCAAAUUGAACUCAAUGAAUGAUGACAUGACCUGUAAUUUUUAUUACUAGGGCCAAUUCACUGUUGAGAAGAAUAAGACCAUUCCACCUCAUCUAACUGUCAAUGUACCUUGUCACUGUCAUUGUGUUUUUGAGGUUAGCAAAAUAUUUGGUGUAUAAAAAUUAGGAAAGUUUACCCCUAGUUUUCAACUCAGUCCUCUAAGAAAUGACAGUCCAGCAAUAUUGUUUGAGAUGGAACAACCAUCAACCAAAUUUUAUAUCAGUGUUUUCUAGUCUUCUUAGUAGCCAGUCUUUGGUAGAUGUCACAUUAGCUGCAGAAGGAAAACACUUACAAGCUCAUAAGGUGGUUUUGUCUGCUUGCAGUUCAUAUUUUCAGUCUCUUUUCGCUUCAAACCCCUGCAAACAUCCUAUAGUGAUUCUCAAAGAUGUUAAAUUUGGUGACUUACGAGUUAUGGUCGACUUCAUGUAUCAUGGAGAAGUUAGUGUCUCCCAAGAGCAACUUCCGUGUAUUCUGAAGACUGCCGAAAUGUUGAAGAUUAAAGGCCUGACCGAAAUCCCAGUUGAUAAUUCUGCCAAAAAAUGUCAAACUUAUUUAGCAGACAAAUCUGAAAUAUCCCCACAUCCUGAAGAAAAUUGGAACCUUGAAGAAACAAAUAGAGCCACAAGUCCAUCUUCACCUUCCAGUAAGAGAAGGAGGUUAAAGAAAAAUGUGAUUUGUAACACUGCGACAAUAACGGAACCCACAGAAGGCCCUUCGAAUGAAAUUUUAGUAAACACAGUAGGGAAUGUUUUUGAAACAGUUCUAAAAUCCGAAGCAGAUAUUACAGGACAGAAAUACAAUGGCAAUCCUACACCCUCCAUGCAGCCAGGAACUUCCCAACAAAGAGAUCCUGAGCCAACUCAUCAAAUAUUAACACAACUAACACCUCCAGAAGUAAAUACUACACAGAGUAUAGAUUGUUCCACAGUGGAAAUUCCUAGGACAUGCACUACCCAACCUUCUACCGGCAUUCAGUGGAAUGUAAUGGAUCAGUCCGGCUUCAUGCAUUACACAUCAUCUACGUCCGCCGUGAUAUCCAAUAACAUUGGCGCCCAAUUCAUCCAAACUAGCAAUGAAACUACCCCCGCUUCCCCGCACACCAAUACCGAUAACCUCUUAGUAGAUUCUAACACUAUAUCCGAGUCGUACCCCAAUAACAACAAAAGAAAAAGGAAUUUCAACCCGCAAGGAGAUGAGAAUUUCUUGAGAGCCUUGGAGGCAGUUAGGUUCGGAGGCAUAGGAUUUUGUAAGGCGGCUAGGAUGUACGGGGUGAACAACCGAACGCUGUGGUUAGAGUAUAAAAAGCGCGGUUAUCCCAAUUUCAGGCUCAGUAUUAAAAAUAGGCAUCAGGCGCAGGUGCAAGCUGCCGAGGGCGGGAACGCGGACCGUGGUGGCACAGAGGAACCCGCAGUUUCUAGUAAUAAUGCCGUCAGCCAUCCGAUAGCUAUUAUAAGUAGUGCUGUGUUCGAUUCGAAACAGGUGGCGCAAAGGUCUAAGUAUUUCGACGAGGCACAAAAUCCAACAGAAACCAUUAAUUUUCAGAGCAUUAAUUUGGAACACAUGUGAAAUUCCUAUUUAUUGAACAUAAUCAAAGGUAUAAUCCAACUUACAGCAACUACAUACAUGUUUUGGUUAUUUAGUCAUAGAAUUUUAGUGUGUUAUAUGAAAGCUACAACUUCUAACAUAAUUACAAAUUUUUUAUGGGUCUAAAUGUCAGUAAAACUAGUCAAGACUGAAUGAUUCCUUGUAUCAGAGCAGUGAUGAAAUAAAAAAAGAUUCAAAUUUUAUAUCAA
Leptinotarsa decemlineata (Colorado potato beetle) is the source of this 1843-nucleotide messenger RNA. It is a transcript of the gene BtbVII, whose product is annotated as BTB-protein-VII. The record is from RefSeq and is a predicted model, not a curated record. Gene Ontology annotation, biological process: regulation of transcription by RNA polymerase II. Gene Ontology annotation, cellular component: nucleus. Gene Ontology annotation, molecular function: DNA binding; protein binding. NCBI's taxonomy places the organism in Eukaryota, Metazoa, Arthropoda, Insecta, Coleoptera, Chrysomelidae.